Molecule: messenger RNA, 1031 nt
Organism: Clarias gariepinus (North African catfish)
Lineage: Eukaryota; Metazoa; Chordata; Actinopteri; Siluriformes; Clariidae
Product: pentraxin fusion protein-like
Exons: 3
Coding region: 61-744 (227 amino acids)
Source: RefSeq, a predicted model, not a curated record
CUAAACCCAACACUCACCUGAAUUUAUUUUUCAGCUUUUUGUGCAGGUCUUUUGAAGGAAAUGUCCUUGAUUAAAAUGAAAUUGAGAAUCAUCACUCUGUUGUCACUCCUGCCUCUGGCCUCAGCCUAUAACAGGAAGGUCUUUUUAUUCCCUGUGGAGUCUGACAAUUCCUAUGUGCAUCUUACCCCGAAGAAACCUCUAAAUUUACAGGCCUUCACACUCUGCAUGCGCGUCUCUACUGAACUCAGUAGACAGCGAGAGAUCAUUCUGUUUGCUUAUGAGACGACAGAAGGUGAUGAGCUCAAUGUGUGGCAAGAAAAAGAUGGAAGACUCUCUCUUUACCUGAGAAGCAGCAGUGAUGGUGUUCUGUUCACUCUACCGCCUCUGUCCCCUCUCUCCACUCAGCUGUGUGUCACCUGGGACUCGAGCACCGGAGCCACUGCAUUCUGGGUGGACGGACGCCGCAGCAUGCUGAAAAUCUACAGCCGUGGCCAUAGUGUGAGAUCAGGUGGCACUAUAAUUCUUGGACAGGAUCCUGACUCAUACCUGGGGAAGUUUGACAUUAAGCAGAGCUUUGUGGGUGAAAUUACAGACGUAAAUAUGUGGAAUUAUGUGCUAAGUGCAGAUCAGAUUACGCAGCUGUAUGGAAAUCAAUACAGUCCUCAGAGUGGGAAUGUGCUCGACUGGAAUUCCCUUCAGUACAAAGUUUAUGGGAACAUAAUUGAGUUGUCAGCAGAUGUCUAGCCAAAAUACCUGACACGUUUUUUUCUUUUCUUUGCUUUUUAUGUCCAAUUAAGUGGGUAAUUCUAAUUAAAUACUGAAUAAUCAGUGUCUGUGAUUAAAAUAUAAAAAAGUUUUUUAGAAAAAUAUCCUUACUCUGAAAGGAGAACAUAUUAACACAAAUGCAUAUGAACACAGUCUUGAGUUGUUCCCUCAGUUCUUCACUGUACUAAAACAGACAAGUUUUAAUUAGUUCACUGUUGGUUUUAAUGUUUUUUUGUUUUCCAUGUUUGCAUUUCUAUCUAUUCCUG